Molecule: messenger RNA, 732 nt
Organism: Danaus plexippus (monarch butterfly)
Lineage: Eukaryota; Metazoa; Arthropoda; Insecta; Lepidoptera; Nymphalidae
Product: protein C10
Exons: 3
Coding region: 172-522 (116 amino acids)
Biological process (GO): post-embryonic development
Source: RefSeq, a predicted model, not a curated record
AAAUUCUCAAGAAUGCAGAGUAUAAAUUUUAAUUACUAUAUUAAUAAUUGUAUAGUUUUAAGUUUUAACAUAAGUUCAAUUUGAGGUCAUCAUUAAACUUAAAUUAAUUAUAGAAGACGAAGUCAAUUAUUCGAAUGUGUCUUUGUCUUCCUGGUGUAGAUCGUCGAUGCAAUGGCAGCAGCCUCUAAUGCGUCCGUAGAACAGGUUCGAACGAUUUUGAAUGAAGUGAUAGACUGUCUGGAAUCUCCAGAUUACGCAUCUAAAUUGGACGAGGCCAAAGAAGCAGCUGGAAAUGAAAUGCUUAAAAUGAUGCAACUCGUAUUCCCAAUGGUUGUUCAGAUUGAAAUUGAAACUAUCAAACGACAUGGUUUCAGUGCUUCUCGAGAAGGUAUAGUACAGUUCACACAGCUGGUGCGUGAAAUGGAAGUUAUGGACAAUGAAAUAGCUCGGCUUCACAGCAGAAUCCGGAGCCACUAUUUACCGCCCGUCUCCAUCAGUUCCACAGUUGACACAUCACUGUGAAUAAUUAAGUGAGUAUUGCCAUGUAAUAAAAAAAUUAAGAUUGAGGGAAAAUUAAAAAAAAAUUAGCUAAUGUAUUAGUGUAAGUAAUUAUAUUGUAUGUUUCAUUAAAUAAUAUAAUGAACAUUAAGUUUAUUCUACAAACAAUUUUUGUGUAUGUAAAAUUAUUAUAUAAUUUAAUCCUAUAGAAUAAAAUCCAUGUUUAUUUUUAAA